UCGUCGCCCUCGCGUUCCUCAGCAACGAGGCCGACGCCCUCGCGCUCAAGAUCAGCGCGCCCCGUCGCGCUUCGCGCGGGUCGUCGGUGGCCAUGUCCCUGGCGCCGCGCCGGGCCCUCCCCGGUGCGCUCGCCGCCGGCGCCGCGGCGUUGACGGCGACGGGCGCCCGCGCCGCCGAGGCCCAGCGCUGGGCGGCGUCGGAGCUCCUCGACCAGGUCAAGUCCGGCGCCGUGGAGAAGGCGACGUUCGCGUCGGACUCGAGCGGUUUGGUCGCCGUCGACAGCGACGGCGCGCGCCACGACGUCCAGCUCCUGUCGUCGCAGACGUCGGAAGUAGUGCAGCUCCUGCGGUCCAAGGGCGUGCCCUUCGACGUCGCCGCGCCCGUCGCCGACGCGGGCCAGUUGGUCGAGACGGUCGCGAACGUCGGCGUGCCCUUGCUCCUCCUCGGCGGCCUCUUCUUCCUCUUCCGCGGCGGCGGCCAGGGCGGCGGCCCCAUGGGCGGCGGCGACGGCCCCAUGGGCAUGCUCCAGAGCCGCGCGAAGAUCGAGGUCGAGCCGGAGACGGGCGUGACCUUCGCGGACGUCGCGGGCUGCGACGCGUCCAAGUUGGAGCUCGAGGAGGUCGUCGAGUUCCUCAAGUCGCCCGACAAGUUCGAGGCCGUGGGCGCCCAGUGCCCGCGCGGCGUCAUCCUCGAGGGCCCGCCGGGCACGGGCAAGACGCUCCUGGCCCGCGCCGUCGCGGGCGAGGCCGGCGUGCCGUUCAUCUCGACGUCGGGCUCCGAGUUCGUCGAGAUGUUCGUCGGCGUCGGCGCGAGCCGCAUCCGGUCCAUGUUCGGCGACGCGAAGAAGAACGCGCCCUGCAUCAUCUUCAUCGACGAGAUCGACGCCAUCGGCCGCCAGCGCGCGUCCGGCGGCGGCUUCCAGGGGGGCAACGACGAGCGCGAGCAGACGCUGAACCAGAUCCUCACGGAGAUGGACGGCUUCUCCGGCAACUCGGGCGUCAUCGUCAUCGCCGCGACGAACCGCGUCGACAUCCUCGACCAGGCGCUCAUGCGCCCGGGCCGCUUCGACCGCAACGUGCCCGUGCAAUUGGCGGACAAGGCCGGGCGCGCGGAGAUCCUCAAGGUCCACGUCCGCGACAAGCCCCUGGCGCCCGAGGUCGACAUCGACACCGUCGCCGGCCGGACCAUCGGCUUCUCCGGCGCCCAGCUCCAGAAUUUGAUGAACGAGGCCGCGAUCUUCGCGGUCCGCCGCGACGGCGACGUCAUCGAGAUGCGGGACGUCGAAUCCGCGCUCGACCGGUUGACCGUGGGCCAGGCCAAGCAGACGGGCACGAACAACAAAAAGCGCCAGGAGCUCGUCGCCUACCACGAGGCGGGCCACGCCAUCAUGGCCGCCAUGACGCCCGGCUACGACGCCGUCGCCAAGGUGACCAUCGUCCCCCGGUCGAACGGCGCGGGCGGCUUCACGCUCUUCACGCCCAACGAGGACCGCGCCGAGUCCGGCAUGUACUCCUUCUCCUUCCUCAACGCCCAGCUCGCCGUCGCGCUGGGCGGCCGCGUCGCCGAGGAGCUCGCCUACGGCCAGGAGGAGGUCACGACGGGCGCGUCGAACGAUCUGCAGCAGGUCCGCGACAUCGCGCGGCGCAUGAUCGCCCAGUGGGGCUUCCGCGCGACGCCCGGCAGCCGCGGCGAGAACGUGCUCCGCGCGCCCGUCGCCUGGGAGGAGGCCGAGAAGCAGAUGGGCGGGCCCCAGACCGCGUCCAAGUCCACGGAGCGCCUCAUCGACGUCGAGACCAAGGCGCUCGUCCAGGGCGCCUACGACAAGUGCUACGCGACCCUCGAGUCGAACAAGAAGCUCCUCAAGGCCGUCGUCGACGAGCUCAUGGACAAGGAGACCAUCGACCAGAGCCAGUUCAUGGCCCUCGUCGCGGAGUACGGCGACAAGGAGGCGGCCGUCGCCGCGUCGAUCAGCGAGCUGGCGCCGAAGGAGUUCGACGCCGCCGCCUUCUACCGGUCCAAGCUGCGCAAGACGGCCAGCGUGCAGAUCGUCCGCGUCUCGCGCCGCGACCUCGACGAGGGCGGCGGCAUCUCCGUCGUCGUCUCCGGCGCGUCGCGGGAGGUCGCCAAGCUCUGGCGCGCCUGGAGCGAGCGGCGGACCUACAUCCACGCGAACCGCAAAUGCGUCCUCUGGGCGCGGCACGCGCCGUCGACGGAGCCGCCGCGGUCGCGCGGCGAGAACGUCUACGACGGCGCGCGCGUCAACUGGGACGCGCGGACGCCCCGGGGCCCGCGGCGGCGCGACAUGUGCGACAUUCUGGACUUCCUCGGCCGGGACCUGCUGACCGUCAAGGCCGCCUUCGAGGACGAGUGCCGCGUCGGCGAGCGGAAAAGCUCGCUGCGCGCGGCCGCGCCGCGGAGCAACGACGACGACGACAUCGACCGCCUCCGGCACCACGGCGGGCCCUUCAACGCCGCCACGGCCGGGAGCCGCCUCGUGCCCCGCGACGACCUCGCGCGCGGGCCGGGCCGCGCGCCCGACGACGGCCGGCCCGCGCGGCCGCCCGCGGACCCGCUCGGCGGCGGCAAGCUCGCGCGGAGCUCCCUGCUCGCGGCGACGCUCGGCGUGCGCGUCCACGCCGACGGCUGCGCCGCCGACGCCGAGGAAAAGGAGGACGAGGAGGAGGCGAAGGCGCCGCCGUCGCCGGCGCGACGGCCCGCGGAGGCGGAGGCGGUCGCGCCCGCGGCGCCGCGGGGCGCGCGCGUCAAGGAGGCGUUCCUCAAGCACGACCUCUACGGCGACCGGACCAUGCCCGGCGAGAUGGCCUGGGCCGCGCUGCCCAAGGCCCUCGCGGAGGUCUGCGACGCGCGCUACGGCGCCGCGGACGUCGCGCGCGUCGCCGCGGCGCUCGACGUGCCGCCGCACUACCCCGUGGACAUCGCCCAGUUCCGGCGCAUCGUCGACGAGCUCGACGCCGGCGGCGCGCGCGACGCGGACCUGCGGCGCCAGAGCUGGGUCGACAAGGACCAGCAGCGGCGCGCGGCCGCGGCGGCCAGGUACCGCGAAUCGCGCGCCGGCGCGGCGAACGCGGGCACCUUCUGCGACGCGGAGCCGCUCAUGGACCCGGAGACCCGCGCCAUCCGGCGCUCCGCCGUCCGCGCGCGCCACCGCCGCGCGCACGGGCGCGAGAUCGACGACCCCGGGGUCUACUAA
Aureococcus anophagefferens is the source of this 3212-nucleotide messenger RNA. RefSeq lists its product as hypothetical. The record is from RefSeq and is a predicted model, not a curated record. NCBI's taxonomy places the organism in Eukaryota, Pelagophyceae, Pelagomonadales, Pelagomonadaceae. Gene Ontology annotation, biological process: proteolysis. The transcript is spliced from 3 exons. Gene Ontology annotation, cellular component: chloroplast thylakoid; membrane. Gene Ontology annotation, molecular function: ATP hydrolysis activity; metalloendopeptidase activity; ATP-dependent peptidase activity. Bases 93 to 3212 code for a protein of 1039 amino acids.